CUGACAUGAGAGACAUGGGGUGGGGCACAGGUAAAAGUCUAAAUAUUUUAAACAGGAUCCAUUUUGUGACUACAAGAAUUGGUAAAGCAGAUUCUCAAACUGAAAAGCAGACUUUAAAGUCUACAGGUCUGGCUUCAAAAUACUUCUACUAAUCAGACCCUGAAGAGGAACGUUCUGUAUUUUAGAGAGUGGAGGGAGAGAGGGGGGUGGUACUGCCUCUAAAAUGAGUCCCCCUAGGGAGAGAGAGGAGGGGGUUCCUGCCUCUAAAAUGAGUCUCUCUGGGGAACAUGACAUGGACACCAAAGCUAAGAGCCCAAUCCAGCAGGAGAGACCAGCCUCACCUGUACCCAGCUGUGUGUCCAUGAAGAGUGACAAGUCCAUGGAUCCACCUCCCUUCUUCAGUGAUGGAGGAGGACCUUCUAAUGAGGAAGGAGAUCAACAGAAGUCAGACCAGAGUCACCAUGACGACUUGUCUUCUAUAUUCACAGUGCUUGAGGAGACUGUCAUCAGGUUUGUGAAGGAAGAGCUGAAGAGGAUGAAGAGGAUUCUGAGUCUGAGUCAGAGGGAGGACCAGGAAGUGGUGGACCCUGAAUAUCAGAAGCAGGAGAGCAGUGCCAGAGAGGGAGCUCUGAAGAUCACACUGCACAUCCUGAGGAACAUGAACCACAAGGAGCUGGCUGACACUCUGGAGGAAAGAGAGCUUUCUCAUAGACUCUCACGUAAACUCAAAUCUAAAGUGAAGAAGAAGUUUCAGACUGUCUUUGAGGGCAUAGCUCAACAAGGAAACCCAACUCUUCUCAAUGAAAUCUACACAGACGUCUACAUCACAGAGGGUGACAGUGCAGAGGUCAAUAAAGAACAUGAGGUGAGACAGAUUGAGACAGCAUCCAGGAAAUCAGCAAGACCAGAGACAGCCAUCACAUGCAACAACAUCUUUAAACCCUUAGCUGGACAAGAUACACCUAUCAGAAUUGUUCUGACAAAAGGAGUUGCUGGCAUCGGAAAAACUGUCUCUGUGCAGAAGUUCAUCACGGACUGGGCUGAGGGACUAGCCAAUCAGGAAAUCCAGUUCAUCUUUCCUCUGCCGUUUCGAGAGCUGAAUUUGUUGGAUGGAAAAGAGUUCAGUCUGAUGGAACUUGUCCAUCACUUCUUCUCAGAAACCAGACAAUCAGGAAUCUCCAUCUAUGACAAGUACAACGUUCUGUUUGUCUUUGACGGUCUGGAUGAGUGUCGACUGCCCUUAGCCUUCAAAAAGAACAAGAGCUGGUGUGAUGUCACAGAGUCCACCUCAGUGGAUGUGCUGCUGACCAAUCUGAUCAAAGGAAACCUGCUUCCCUCUGCUCUCAUCUGGAUCACCACUCGACCUGCAGCAGCCAAUCAGAUCCCUUCAGAGUGUGUUAAUCUGGUGACAGAGGUACGAGGGUUCAAUGACCCACAGAAGGAUGAGUACAUCAUGAAGAGAUGCAGUGAUAAGAAGCUGGCCAGGAGAAUCAUCUCACACAUCAAGACAUCAAGGACUCUCUACAUCAUGUGCCACAUUCCAGUCUUCUCCCUAAUGUGUGUGACAGUCCUGGAGCACAUGCUGAGAACAGAGAAGAAAGAGAAGAUGCCCAAGACCCUGACUGAGAUGUACACAGCCUUCCUGGUGUUACAGACCAAACAGAAGAAGGUGAAGUAUCAUGGGAAAACUGAGACAGAUCCACACUGGGAUGAAGACAGCAUUAAGAGCAUUCUGUCACUGGGAAAACUGGCCUUUCACCAGCUGGACAAAGGCAACCUGAUUUUCUAUGAGAAAGACCUGACAGAGUGUGGCAUUGAUGUCCAUGAUGCCUCAGUGUACUCAGGAGUGUUCACACAGAUCUUCAGACAGGAUGGUAAAGUCUUCCAGGAGAAGGUGUUCUGCUUUGUCCAUCUGAGCUUUCAGGAGUUUCUGGCUGCUGUGUUCGUACUUCUCUCAUUCAUCAACAACAAUGAGAAUCUGAUGUCUCAGUCCACCUCAGACACAUCUGACGUCCACCUCUACAAGAGUGCUGUGGACAAGGCCUUGCAGAGUAAGAAUGGACACCUGGACCUUUUCCUCCGCUUCUUCCUGGGUCUCUCAAUGGAGUCCAAUCAGACUGACUUACGAGGCCUACUGACUCAUACAGGAAGCAACACACAGAGCCAUGAGGAAACAGUCAAGUACAUCAAGGAGAAGAUCAGAAAGAAUCCCUCUCCAGAGAGAUGCAUGAAUCUGUUCCACUGUCUGAAUGAACUGAAUGACCAUUCUCUGGUGGAGGAGAUCCAACAGUACCUGAGCUCAGGAAGUAUCUCCAGUGUGGAGCUCUCAUCUACACAGAGGUCAGCUCUGUUCUUUGUGUUGCUGACUUCAGAAGAGAAGAUGGACGUGUUUGACCUGAAGAUAUACUCCAGAUCAGAGGAAGGUCUUCUGAGGCUGCUGCCGGUGGUCAAAGACUCCAAAACUGCUCUGCUGAAUGACUGUAACCUCUCAGAACGGUGCUGUGAAGCGCUGGCCUCAGCUCUCCCCUCCUCAGAGCUUACAGAGCUGGACAUGAGUUACAACGACCUGGGGGAUUCAGGCAUGAAGCUGCUCUCUGCUGGACUGGCGAAUCCACUCUGCAAACUGGAGACACUGAGGCUGUCAGGCUGUCACAUCACAGAGGAAGGCUGUGCUUCUCUGGGCUCCGUGCUGAAGUCAACCUCGUUCCUGAGACAACUAGAUCUAAGUAACAAUGAUCUGAAGGAUGCCGGCAUGAAGCUGCUCUCUGCUGGACUGGGGAACCCACUCUGCAAACUGGAGACACUGAGGCUGUCAGGCUGUCACAUCACAGAGGAAGACUGUGCAUCUCUGGGCUCCGUGCUGAAGUCAACCUCCUUCCUGAGACAACUAGAUCUAAGUAACAAUGAUCUGAAGGAUGCCGGAACGUUCUGUAUUUUAGAGAGUGGACGGAGAGAGGGGGGUGGUACUGCCUCUAAAAUGAGUCCCCCUAGGGAGAGAGAGGAGGGGGUUCCUGCCUCUAAAAUGAGUCUCUCUGGGGAACAUGACAUGGACACCAAAGCUAAGAGCCCAAUCCAGCAGGAGAGACCAGCCUCACCUGUACCCAGCUGUGUGUCCAUGAAGAGUGACAAGUCCAUGAAUCUACCUCUCUUCUUCAGUGAUGGAGGAGGACCUUCUAAUGAGGAAGGGAUCAAACGGCAGAGACCAGCCUCACCUGUACCCAGCUGUGUGUCCAUGAAGAGUGACUGGUCCAUGGAUCCACCUCCCUCCUUCAGUGAUGGAGGAGGACCUUCUAAUGAGGAAGGAGAUCAACAGAAGUCAGACCAGAGUCACCAUGACAACUUGUCUUCUAUAUUCACAGUGCUUGAGGAGACUUUCAUCAGGUUUGUGAAGGAAGAGCUGAAGAGGAUGAAGAGGAUUCUGAGUCUGAGUCAGAGGGAGGACCAGGAAGUGGUGGACCCUGAAUAUCAGAAGCAGGAGAGCAGUGCCAGAGAGGGAGCUCUGAAGAUCACACUGCACUUCCUGAGGAACAUGAACCACAAGGAGCUGGCUGACACUCUGGAGGAAAGAGAGCUUUCUCAUAGACUCUCACGUAAACUCAAAUCUAAAGUGAAGAAGAAGUUUCAGACUGUCUUUGAGGGCAUAGCUCAACAAGGAAACCCAACUCUUCUCAAUGAAAUCUACACAGACGUCUACAUCACAGAGGGUGACAGUGCAGAGGUCAAUAAAGAACAUGAGGUGAGACAGAUUGAGACAGCAUCCAGGAAAUCAGCAAGACCAGAGACAGCCAUCACAUGCAACAACAUCUUUAAACCCUUAGCUGGACAAGAUACACCUAUCAGAAUUGUUCUGACAAAAGGAGUUGCUGGCAUCGGAAAAACUGUCUCUGUGCAGAAGUUCAUCACGGACUGGGCUGAGGGACUAGCCAAUCAGGAAAUCCAGUUCAUCUUUCCUCUGCCGUUUCGAGAGCUGAAUUUGUUGGAUGGAAAAGAGUUCAGUCUGAUGGAACUUGUCCAUCACUUCUUCUCAGAAACCAGACAAUCAGGAAUCUCCAUCUAUGACAAGUACAACGUUCUGUUUGUCUUUGACGGUCUGGAUGAGUGUCGACUGCCCUUAGCCUUCAAAAAGAACAAGAGCUGGUGUGAUGUCACAGAGUCCACCUCAGUGGAUGUGCUGCUGACCAAUCUGAUCAAAGGAAACCUGCUUCCCUCUGCUCUCAUCUGGAUCACCACUCGACCUGCAGCAGCCAAUCAGAUCCCUUCAGAGUGUGUUAAUCUGGUGACAGAGGUACGAGGGUUCAAUGACCCACAGAAGGAUGAGUACAUCAUGAAGAGAUGCAGUGAUAAGAAGCUGGCCAGGAGAAUCAUCUCACACAUCAAGACAUCAAGGACUCUCUACAUCAUGUGCCACAUUCCAGUCUUCUCCCUAAUGUGUGUGACAGUCCUGGAGCACAUGCUGAGAACAGAGAAGAAAGAGAAGAUGCCCAAGACCCUGACUGAGAUGUACACAGCCUUCCUGGUGUUACAGACCAAACAGAAGAAGGUGAAGUAUCAUGGGAAAACUGAGACAGAUCCACACUGGGAUGAAGACAGCAUUAAGAGCAUUCUGUCACUGGGAAAACUGGCCUUUCACCAGCUGGACAAAGGCAACCUGAUUUUCUAUGAGAAAGACCUGACAGAGUGUGGCAUUGAUGUCCAUGAUGCCUCAGUGUACUCAGGAGUGUUCACACAGAUCUUCAGACAGGAUGGUAAAGUCUUCCAGGAGAAGGUGUUCUGCUUUGUCCAUCUGAGCUUUCAGGAGUUUCUGGCUGCUGUGUUCGUACUUCUCUCAUUCAUCAACAACAAUGAGAAUCUGAUGUCUCAGUCCACCUCAGACACAUCUGACGUCCACCUCUACAAGAGUGCUGUGGACAAGGCCUUGCAGAGUAAGAAUGGACACCUGGACCUUUUCCUCCGCUUCUUCCUGGGUCUCUCAAUGGAGUCCAAUCAGACUGACUUACGAGGCCUACUGACUCAUACAGGAAGCAACACACAGAGCCAUGAGGAAACAGUCAAGUACAUCAAGGAGAAGAUCAGAAAGAAUCCCUCUCCAGAGAGAUGCAUGAAUCUGUUCCACUGUCUGAAUGAACUGAAUGACCAUUCUCUGGUGGAGGAGAUCCAACAGUACCUGAGCUCAGGAAGUAUCUCCAGUGUGGAGCUCUCAUCUACACAGAGGUCAGCUCUGUUCUUUGUGUUGCUGACUUCAGAAGAGAAGAUGGACGUGUUUGACCUGAAGAUAUACUCCAGAUCAGAGGAAGGUCUUCUGAGGCUGCUGCCGGUGGUCAAAGACUCCAAAACUGCUCUGCUGAAUGACUGUAACCUCUCAGAACGGUGCUGUGAAGCGCUGGCCUCAGCUCUCCCCUCCUCAGAGCUUACAGAGCUGGACAUGAGUUACAACGACCUGGGGGAUUCAGGCAUGAAGCUGCUCUCUGCUGGACUGGCGAAUCCACUCUGCAAACUGGAGACACUGAGGCUGUCAGGCUGUCACAUCACAGAGGAAGGCUGUGCUUCUCUGGGCUCCGUGCUGAAGUCAACCUCGUUCCUGAGACAACUAGAUCUAAAUAACAAUGAUCUGAAGGAUGCCGGCAUGAAGCUGCUCUCUGCUGGACUGGGGAACCCACUCUGCAAACUGGAGACACUGAGGCUGUCAGGCUGUCACAUCACAGAGGAAGACUGUGCAUCUCUGGGCUCCGUGCUGAAGUCAACCUCCUUCCUGAGACAACUAGAUCUAAGUAACAAUGAUCUGAAGGAUGCCGGCAUGAAGCUGCUCUCUGCUGGACUGGGGAACCCACUCUGCAAACUGGAGACACUGAGGCUGUCAGGCUGUCACAUCACAGAGGAAGGCUGUGCAUCUCUGGGCUCCGUGCUGAAGUCAACCUCCUUCCUGAGACAACUAGAUCUAAGUAACAAUGAUCUGAAGGAUGCCGGCAUGAAGCUGCUCUCUGCUGGACUGGGGAACCCACUCUGCAAACUGGAGACACUGAGGCUGUCAGUCUGUCACAUCACAGAGGAAGGCUGUGCUUCUCUGGGCUCCGUGCUGAAGUCAACCUCCUUCCUGAGACAACUAGAUCUAAGUAACAAUGAUCUGAAGGAUGCCGGCAUGAAGCUGCUCUCUGCUGGACUGGGGAACCCACUCUGCAAACUGGAGACACUGAGGCUGUCAGGCUGUCACAUCACAGAGGAAGGCUGUGCAUCUCUGGGCUCCGUGCUGAAGUCAACCUCCUUCCUGAGACAACUAGAUCUAAGUAACAAUGAUCUGAAGGAUGCCGGCAUGAAGCUGCUCUCGGCUGGACUGGGGAACCCACUCUGCAAACUGGAGACACUGAGGCUGUCAUGCUGUCUGGUCACAGAGGAAGGCUGUGCUUCUCUGGCCUCAGCUCUGAGGUCCAACCCCUUCCACCUGAGGGAACUGGACCUGAGCUACAAUCAUCCAGGAGAAAAAGGAUUGAAGCUGCUCUCUGCUGGACUGGAGGAUCCACACUGCAGACUGGAGAAACUCAAUGUGGAUCAUGGUGGAGAGUGCAUGGUCAAACCUGGUCUUAGGAAAUAUGCCUGUGAGCUCACACUGGACCCAAACACAGCACACAGAGACCUCUCUCUGUCUGAGGAGAACAGAAAGGUGACAUGGAGGGAAGAGGAGCAGCUGUAUCCUGAUCACCCAGAGAGAUUUGAGAACUAUCCACAGGUGCUGUGUAGAGAGGGUCUGUCUGGGCGCUGUUACUGGGAGGUAGAGUGGAGUGAAGGAGGAGAGGUUUCUAUAGCAGUGACAUAUAAAGGAAUUUUCAGGAGAGGAGUGGGUGAAGACGAUGGGCUUGGAUACAAUAACAAGUCCUGGAGUCUGGAGUGUUAUGAUGACCGUUACUAUGCCUGGCACAAGAAGCGCACUGCCAUACCAACCCCCCCCUCCAGCUCCCACAGAGUAGGAGUGUAUCUGGACUGGCCGGCCGGCACUCUGUCCUUCUACAGAGUCUCCUCUGACACACUGACCCACCUGCACACAUUCUACAGCACAUUCACUGAGCCCCUCUAUCCUGGGUUCUGGAUUGAUUCUGACUCCUCAGUGUCCCUGUGUCAGGUAGAAUAGCCCACACACACUCUCACACACUGUGCUCACAUAGAUGUGAUUGAAGAUUGAACUCCUCUCUACCCACCGCUUCCUCUCUACCCACCGCCUCCUCUCUACCACCGCCUCCUCUCUACCACCGCCUCCUCUCUACCACCGCCUCCUCUCUACCACCGCCUCCUCUCUACCACCACCUCCUCUCUACCACCGCCUCCUCUCUACCACCACCUCCUCUCUACCACCGCCUCCUCUCUACCCACCGCCUCCUCUCUACCCACCGCCUCCUCUCUACCACCACCUCCUCUCUACUGAAGGAUUCUUUAUCUAUGUGUCUAUUCCAAUAUGUAAUGAUGGUAUCCAAUGACACAAAUCUGUGUUCUAGAAAGAGUGGUCUGGAGUCGCAGAGGUCCGAUAAUAUCAGCUUUAAUGCAGCAGUUGGAAAUCAACAAGUACAGAGCUCUGGGGUUGUCUACGUUUCCCUACCCGCAACAGAGUUUGGGCUGGUUCACGAAGUCCAACUGGCUAUCUUUCCCUCCCCAGCAUAUAUUUAUACAGUGCAAUUGAAACACAAGUAUUAAAAAAGGGUUGAGCUUGUUCUCUCGUGCAUCAGGGAGUUGUUCUUGCCUACGCGUCCCACCUGCUCGGGUGCCGUCUCCACCCGGUUUCAAGGUUGUUUCUGAAAAUGAAGAGAUAGAGACACAAAGAACAGCCUGCUUCCCACACCCAGUGUUAGACCAAAUGUUUAAGCCUGAGCACACUUCUAAGUUCUGUCGAACGCCCCUGAAGGAGCAUUCGUUUUGAUGGACUUUGGAGAAACAAUAAAAAAAAAAAAAAAAAAGAAUAAUCCUUAAUCAAGGAGGCUUUAGCUUACCUUUUUAUUUUACUUUUUUACACUUUUGUAUCUGUUCCAAUAAUCUGCCAAUAAAAAUUUGAAAAGACAGUCGUUGCUCUACC
Osmerus eperlanus (European smelt) is the source of this 8053-nucleotide messenger RNA. RefSeq lists its product as uncharacterized. The record is from RefSeq and is a predicted model, not a curated record. The transcript is spliced from 24 exons. Gene Ontology annotation, molecular function: protein binding. Gene Ontology annotation, biological process: intracellular signal transduction. NCBI's taxonomy places the organism in Eukaryota, Metazoa, Chordata, Actinopteri, Osmeriformes, Osmeridae. The coding region runs from base 224 to 7120 and encodes 2298 amino acids.